AUGAAUUGCGACGAAAAAGACUGGACAGAAGCUCCUCCUUGCUUGAUUGCAUUACGUCAUUGGAACGACUUGCGGCGGUGUUUGAAUGAAGUCACUACGGAGCCAUUCGAAAUAAUUUCGUACAUCUAUGAGAAAAAAAGUCAACGCAAUCACAUUCUUAGAGGGGUGAGGGCUCAGUCAAAUACCUAUAACUGUGAAUGUGAGUUAUACUCGACUUUUGAAAAAGUCUGA
Messenger RNA from Haemonchus placei, 231 nucleotides. The record is from the annotation of a GenBank genome assembly. NCBI's taxonomy places the organism in Eukaryota, Metazoa, Nematoda, Chromadorea, Rhabditida, Trichostrongylidae.